UUAAGCCAGCAAAAUAGUACUAAGACUUGCAAAAACAUGCCACAUUUGAGCAUUCUAGCAACAAAAUUAACUAACCUAAACCAACUCAAACAAUUGCAUGCUCACCUUGUUCAAAUUUCCCUCCACCACCAAAGUUACUAUGCUUCACUCCUCCUCACCCAUUGCACGCGCCUCAACGCGCCACCCUCCUACACCCGUCUCAUCUUCGAAUCCACACCAAACUCUAAUGUCUACCUCUUCACUUGCAUGCUUAAGUACUACUCCCAAAUGGGCGCCCACAAUGAGGUUUUGUCCCUCUUUCAAAAAAUGAUGUCUCACAAUAUAAAGCCUGAUGCUUUUGUGUACCCAGUUGUGAUCAAAUCGUUUGGUGAUAAGGGAUUUUUCUUCCAUGCCCUUGUUGUGAAGCUGGGUUAUGGUGAGGAUCGUUAUAUACGCAACGCAGUCAUGGAUUAUUACGGGAAGUACGGCCGGAUUGAGCUGUGCAGAAAAAUGUUUGAUGAAAUGUCUGAAAGGAGUGUUGCAGAUUGGAAUUCAAUGAUUUCUGCAUACUGGAAGUGGGGUUUGAAAGGUGAAGUGUGUAGGUUGUUUAGUAUAAUGAGUGAGAGGAAUGUUGUGACUUGGACGGCUAUGGUUUCUGGGUGUGCUAAGAUGAAGGAUUUGAUAAGUGCAAGGAGGUAUUUUGAUGAAAUGCCAGAGAAAAAUGUGGUUUCUUGGAAUGCAAUGCUUUCAGGGUAUGCUCAAAAUGGGUUUACAGAAGAGGCAUUGAAGUUGUUUCAUGAUAUGAUCACUUCUGAGGUUAAGCCAGAUGAAACUACAUGGGUUGCAGUCAUUUCAUCAUGCUCAUCUCGCCGUGAUCCUUACCUUGCUGACUCACUGGUGAAUAUGCUUGACCAGAGGCAGAUCCAUUUGAAUUAUUUUGUGAAGACUGCAUUGCUUGAUAUGUAUGCAAAGUGUGGGAGUCUUGAGACUGCACAAAGAAUCUUUGAUGAGUUGGGGAUGCGUAGGAACAUUGUUACUUGGAAUGCCAUGAUUUCUGCUUACAUGAGGGUAGGUGAUGUGAGUUCAGCUAGAGAGCUUUUCAAUAAGAUGCUGCAAAGGAAUGUGGUAUCAUGGAACUCAAUGAUUGCUGGAUACUCUCAAAAUGGGCAGUCUGCUAUGGCAAUUAACCUUUUUAAAGAAAUGAUUGAGACUGAAGGAGCAAAACCAGAUGAAGUGACUAUGGUGAGUGUUAUCUCCGCCUGUGGACAUCUCGGGGCUUUAGAAUUGGGUAAUUGGGCAGUUAAUUUUCUUGCCACAAACCAUAUCAACCUGAGCAUUUCAGGAUACAAUUCUUUGAUUUUCAUGUACUCAAAAUGUGGAAGCAUGAAGGAUGCUGAGAGAAUUUUUCAAGAAAUGAGUACAAGAGACGUGGUUUCUUACAACACUUUGAUAGCAGGGUUCGCAGCUCAUGGCCAUGGAAAGGAAGCCAUUGAACUAAUGUCAAAGAUGAUGCAGGAAGGUGUUGAGCUGGACCGUGUGACAUUUAUUGGUGUUUUGACAGCCUGCAGUCAUGCAGGAUUAUUAGAUGAAGGAUGGAAAGUCUUUAACUCAAUAAAAAAUCCAACUGUGGAUCACUAUGCAUGCAUGGUUGAUUUGCUAGGUCGAUUGGGGCAACUAGAUGAAGCUAAAAGAUUGAUUGAUGGCAUGCCAAUGGAGCCACAUGCGGGAGUUUAUGGCUCACUUCUGAAUGCUAGUCGAAUCCAUAAAAGAGUUGAACUCGGGGAGCUUGCUGCAAAUAACUUAUUUGACCUUGAACCAAAUAAUUCAGGAAAUUAUAUUUUGCUUUCGAAUAUAUAUGCUAUGGCAGGGAGGUGGGAAGAUGUUGAUAGAAUUAGAGAAUCAAUGAGAAAAGUGGGAGUCAAGAAGACAACUGCAUGGAGUUUGGUGGAAUAUAAAGGUAAAAUGCACAAGUUCAUAGUUGGUGAUAGAUCACAUGAAAGAUCAGAUGAUAUCUAUAGGUUAUUGGCAGAAUUGGGUAGCAAGAUGAGAAAGCUUGGGUACGAAGCUGACAAGAGCUGCGUGCUAAGAGAUGUUGAAGAGGAGGAGAAGGAAGAGAUGGUUGGAACUCAUAGUGAGAAACUGGCCAUUUGUUUUGCCCUUCUUGUUAGUGAAGUAGGGGCAGUGAUUAGGGUGGUGAAGAACCUCAGGGUGUGUUGGGAUUGCCACACUGCUAUAAAGAUGAUUUCUAAGUUGGAGGGAAGGGAGAUUAUUUUGAGAGAUAAUAACAGAUUUCACUGUUUCAGUGAUGGGGUUUGUUCUUGCAAAGACUAUUGGUAAUGGAAGAAAAAAAAAUCACCAUAAUCUUGCAACGUAUGGCCUGUGUUCUGUGAUCAACUGACCAUUAUAAACCCAUUUUCUUAUUUAUGUAAGGCUGUUGACAUAGUGGACACAGAAGGAUAAUGGAUGGUCAAGAAAAGGACCGCUUAAGCUUGAGAUUGUGAACGCAAGACUUCCAAGUGAGGAGAGCUUAAAGGCUGCUUCUGAGGCUGAACCAUAAUCUAUUUUUCAUUCUUGUCAUUCAACCUGGAUCAUUUAAUCCUUAACAUCAUUUUCCUGGACCAUAUUGAGCGUCAUCAGGCUAGCUAAUUGCAAAUUGCCAGAUGAUGCAGGAGACUGGCACUUUCAAAUUCUAUCCACUUUGAAGACCGCCAGCGAGCAAAUCAAAAGUAAGAUCGGCACACAAUCCUUAACAAUGAAAGAUAAAUGCUAUAAAGUUCACCUAACCUCCAUUUUGCCGUGUUCUAUAUUUAUUUAUUUGUUGAUAUGUAAGUGCUAAACUAUAACCAUCGGUAACUUGAUUAUUGGAGCUAUAUUAUUGCAUACUUUGG
Messenger RNA from Mangifera indica (mango), 2867 nucleotides. RefSeq names its product pentatricopeptide repeat-containing protein At1g14470. Gene Ontology annotation, molecular function: protein binding; zinc ion binding; RNA binding. The transcript has a single exon. The record is from RefSeq and is a predicted model, not a curated record. Gene Ontology annotation, biological process: RNA modification. NCBI's taxonomy places the organism in Eukaryota, Viridiplantae, Streptophyta, Magnoliopsida, Sapindales, Anacardiaceae. Bases 37 to 2316 code for a protein of 759 amino acids.